GAUGAUGAUGAUGAUGAAGCACCUGGGUGAAUUGGGCUCGAUUAAAGCCAGCUUCCUUUCCUUCAGUGCCAUGUAGGCAGAAAUAACAGCACCCACACGCCAUCAUGCUGCUUUGCUUACUGUAUCCUUAAUCCAGCAGUGGACAAGUCGAGUUUAUCCCGAGUCCGGACACAGAGCUCACUCACUGCAGGAGCUUGGUAUGCUUUUAAAGUGGUCCAGGAAUGCCCAAGGAGAAAUAUGAGCCGCCGGAUCCUCGGCGGAUGUACACGAUAAUGACCAGCGAAGAGGCAGCAAGUGGGAAAAAAUCUCACUGGGCUGAGCUUGAGAUAAGUGGUAAAGUGCGGAGUCUAAGCUCGGCCCUGUGGUCGCUCACUCACCUCACUGCUUUGCACCUCAGUGACAACUCGCUGUCACGGAUCCCCCCCGACAUUGCCAAGCUACACAACCUUGUGUACCUGGACUUGUCAUCCAAUAAGAUCAGGAGCCUGCCAGCUGAGCUCGGCAACAUGGUGUCUCUCAGGGAACUGCUUUUAAAUAACAACCAGUUGCGGGUUCUACCUUUCGAAUUGGGGAAACUGUUUCACUUACAAACACUGGGGUUAAAAGGAAAUCCACUUGCACAGGACCUCAUGAGCCUCUACCAGGAACCGGACGGCACCCGCCGACUGCUGAACUACCUUUUGGACAAUCUCGCUGGUGCUAUUAAACGCAUCCCAACUGAGCAACCGCCGUCCAGGUCGUGGAUCGUGCUACAGGAGUCGGAGAGGGUCAGGCCCGCAGCCGUGUUCUCUGUAAUGUGCUACAACGUACUGUGCGACAAGUACGCAACACGCCAGCUGUACGGUUACUGCCCUCCCUGGGCUCUCACCUGGGAGUACAGGAAGAAGGUCAUCAUGCAGGAAAUACUCAGCUGCAAUGCUGACAUCAUCAGCUUACAGGAAGUGGAGACGGAACAGUAUUAUAACUACUUCCUGGUGGAGCUGAAAGUGCAGGGGUACGACGGAUUCUUCAGUCCGAAGUCCCGAGCCAGGACCAUGUCCGAGUCAGACAGGAAACACGUGGACGGAUGUGCAAUAUUCUACAAGACCGAGAAGUUCAGCAUGGUGCAGAAGCACACGGUGGAGUUUAACCAGCUCGCCAUGGCUAACUCGGAGGGCUCGGAGGCCAUGUUGAAUCGCGUCAUGACGAAAGACAACAUCGGAGUGGCGGUGCUGCUGGAGCUACGCAGGGAAAUGAUGGAGAUGACACCGGGCAAACCUCUCCUUGGCCUGGAGAAACAGCUCCUCCUAGUGGCCAACGCCCACAUGCACUGGGACCCGGAGUAUUCCGACGUGAAGCUGGUUCAGACCAUGAUGUUUCUGUCCGAGGUGAAGAACAUCGUGGACAAAGCCUCGCGCAGCCUCAAGCUCUCCUCCAUAUCUGGAGAAACCAACGCCAUCCCUCUGGUGCUGUGUGCUGAUCUCAACUCGCUGCCUGACUCCGGUGUGGUGGAAUUCCUGAGCACAGGUGGGGUAGAUUGCACACACAAAGACUUUAAGGAGCUGCGCUACAGUGACAGUCUGACCAACUUCAACUGCAACGGCAAGAACAGCUCGUCGAACGGCAGGAUCACGCACGGCUUCAAGCUCAAGAGUGCCUACGAGACCGGGCUCAUGCCUUACACCAACUACACCAACGACUUCAAGGGUGUGAUCGAUUACAUCUUCUGCUCUGAGCCUCAGCUGAAUGUUUUGGGUGUCUUGGGACCACUGGACCACGACUGGCUCCUGGAGAACAACAUCAGAGGCUGCCCGCACCCUCACAUCCCAUCAGAUCACUUCUCCCUGUUUGCACAGCUGGAGCUGCUCCUGCCCCAGCAUCCCCCUAUCAACGGGGUGCACCUGCCCGCGCGCAGGUAGUCAGAUCCCGCCCCGAGACGCCACCGCGGGGGGGGGCGGCACUGCACACUCCCACCUCUGACACGUUCUUCUGGCAACUUACUGAAAACGACCGAACCUCGAAACUACGCCAUUCUUUUAUGUGCUUCUUCUUCUUCUUUUCUUUUUUUUUUCUAUGUUAAUUUAAUUUUUAAAAAAAAAAAUCUCGAAUGUCUUUUAUUUCCCUUCCUUGUUUACUCGACGGAGCCAAAUUCGCUUCUAAACUCUAAAAGACGCUCGGUUUCCUCUUUCUCUGUCUCUCGUUAAGCUUUGUUUUAUUGUCGUUUUCUAGUCGUACGCAUGGGUUUCUGUUCAAUCACUACUUUUUCCACAGCGCUUCGGUAUCGUCGUUCUCAUCCUCCACCCAAAAAAAACAAAAGAAAACAAGGCGUAAGUAGUUUGUAGGUUGUAUGUGGUCUUGUAUCAGGAUGCGGUAUCUGUAGUUUAGCUCGCACACGUCAGGGUUGUGAUCAGAAGAGAGUCUGGGCUGAAGGAAAUGGAGGUCAUAAUGCCAACGGCAGUCAGAUGUUUAAUAAUCUAAAGCCAGCAAUGAUUCCUGAAUCCUCACCCAAGUGCAUUAAACCUCCUCGUUCCUUUCUAAGCCCUGAACGGAUUGAAAAAAAGAAAAAAAAAAACUCGAAAUAUCUGACAAGCAAUAGCUCACAUCCGUUUCUGCUUUUUUGUACGUACACGUGUGCUCAGAUUUUAGCUUUCGUUCUUAUGCGUGUCUUUUAAGAGCAGCUUCAGAAAGCGUACGUGUUGCUUAUAUGGGUGCCAGUCUUUUUUAAACGUCCCGCGGGACGACAGGAGCGACUCGAGCGUCUCACGCGUCCGCUCCUAAAAACGGUGCAAUAUUCUCAACAGCGUAAUCCUUUUAAAGCUUAAAGCCGUGGCAGACGUUUUUAUACGAGCUUAAAUACGACAAAUCCUCCAGUGCACUUAUUCCGAAAGGGGUUACGAACACACAGCGAUCGAUCGAUUUGGCUUCUUUAAAUUCUGUUCGAUGCGAACGAUUCGAACGCAUUGGCUUGAUCACUGGUUGCCCGUUAACUUUAUUUGUUAAUCAUAUUGUGUUUUAAUUAUUAUUAUUAUUAUUAUUAUUAUUAUUUUUUUGUUUGUUUUUGCGACUGAGCUAUGCACCUGGAAAUGUUUAGCUUCGUUGGAUGUGAGGUCGCUGCGCACGCUCCCACGCGGCGCGGCGCAGGAGGAAGGUUUCAGCGGGUCUGUAUUCAACCAGCAUCCGUUCACUGUGUUUUGUGGAAAAGUGGAGAACAUUCCGUUUUUUCCCCCACAAACUGCUCAUAACUUCUCGAGGUGUGUAGCACUGUCUUUUGCGGCCAGUAGUUUUACGCCCCGUUGUUAAUAAUCCUCGUGGGCUUUUCUAUCCCUCCCCCCUCCCUCCCUCAACCCCCUUUCCCAAAAUACUUUAAACUCACACACACGUAUCUAUACACAGUUAGUCUUUUAUCUCUACUUGAUUCUAUAUUGAGCCACAGACUUUUUUUUUUUUUUUUUUUUUUUUUAAAAGAUUCUUUUUUGUACUACAGAUAAAUUAUGAUUCAGAUUUUUUUUUUUUGUAUUGUCUGAGUGUGACUGCAUUUUUAAAGACAGUAAAUCCAAUUUACCAGCUUGUUUUUAAAAAAAAAAAAAAAAGAAAAGGAAAAAAAAAAAAAAAAAAAAAAAAAAAAAGGUUGAAGAGGUUGUUCCCAGGCGUCGCUGCCACGCACUCUUGCACUCGGUGAUGUUUCGCUUCGUUAGGUUUCCCGCUUCCUUCCUGUUAAACUUAACUCUAGUCAUACGUCAACACCACCCCCCCAACUCCCUUCCCUUCCCAGAGUCAUUUCCGUGUCGUCGAGGUCCGCGUCGUGCCUCGGCGUGUCCUUAUCUUGCACUACCAGCGAUCGCCUGUACAACCUCUCAUCCUUAACACCACCAUUUUAUGGCUUUAAUUUUUCCCCCCCUUCUCCUUUAUAAUACCCUUUUACCCCCCUGAACUACUGUACUACGCAAAGGAAUCAGGUCUGUAAUAUUAUUAAAAAAAAAAACAAAACGUUAUUUUUGUAGCUAAAGCAUCUGUGGUAGGGCUCUCUAUCUUUCCUAGUUUUGAAAAACGCCACUCGUCGGCGGACGUUUCGUUCCUCGCAUGUCCCGUAAAGUCUCUCCUUCCUUUUUUCCGUAUAACCCGAGCUGACUUUAUAUAAUCCCUUUCUCGAAUUCAGUUGGUGUCUUGUGUAGUGCCACGUGGUGCGUUCUUCUUCUAUGAAGCCAUUUAGCUUAGAUUCCCCUCUUUGACUUCCUUUUGUUGAAGUGGACAGGGACAGGGGCCUCGUUCUCGUUUCGUAUUUUCCGUUUUUUCAGCAUCUCUGUCGACACGUUCACAGCUUUAGGACCAAACGACUCCAGACUCCUGUCCGUAAAAAUCUUCUGCGGUCGGUUUAUCGGCAUCACGUUUUCUUACGCUUUUAGAAAGUAGACGGAAGGGAUCGGUCGGCACUCGACACGAGACCGACUGACGAAUUCGGUCCCGUUUUUAGCUCCGAGCCGUCGGUGAAAACCAUGAAAUUCCACCAUGAAAUUGUAAACCAUUUUUAGCAGUUAAGAUACGACUUUGCACCACAUUGUUUUUAUGUAUUGUAAAUGACACAUUUAUCCCUGUUAAUGACUCUGACUUGCUGAAGGUAUUGUAGAUUUCAGUAGCUUUUUGUAAAGUGUGAAUAAAAUGUGUAUUGCCUAUUUUCUUUCUACAAAUGA
Molecule: messenger RNA, 4667 nt
Organism: Tachysurus vachellii
Lineage: Eukaryota; Metazoa; Chordata; Actinopteri; Siluriformes; Bagridae
Gene: cnot6b
Product: CCR4-NOT transcription complex, subunit 6b
Exons: 12
Coding region: 222-1898 (558 amino acids)
Biological process (GO): nuclear-transcribed mRNA poly(A) tail shortening
Cellular component (GO): nucleus; CCR4-NOT complex; cytoplasm
Molecular function (GO): protein binding; poly(A)-specific ribonuclease activity
Source: RefSeq, a predicted model, not a curated record